Messenger RNA from Catharus ustulatus (Swainson's thrush), 1377 nucleotides. It is a transcript of the gene POU2F2, whose product is annotated as POU class 2 homeobox 2. Gene Ontology annotation, biological process: regulation of transcription by RNA polymerase II. The record is from RefSeq and is a predicted model, not a curated record. The transcript is spliced from 13 exons. Lineage: Eukaryota; Metazoa; Chordata; Aves; Passeriformes; Turdidae. Gene Ontology annotation, cellular component: nucleus. Bases 1 to 1377 code for a protein of 458 amino acids. Gene Ontology annotation, molecular function: DNA-binding transcription factor activity, RNA polymerase II-specific; RNA polymerase II cis-regulatory region sequence-specific DNA binding.
AUGGUGAACCCCAACAUCUGGGCCUCAGAACUGAGGAUGUCCAAACCCCUGGAGCUGGAGAAGGAGCCGGGGGAGCGCCCGGAGCCAGAGCCCGAUGGACCCGACACGAACCAGGCCCAGCCGAAGCCCCUCCCCCCCUUCGGCCCCGCCCCCCCCGGCCCCGGCGCCAAGCUGGCCGCCCUCCUCCCCUCCCCCCCCCAGCUCCUGGCCCAGGCUCAGCUCUUGGCGGCCGCGGCCGCGCAGCUCCCGCAGGGCCCCUCCCCCACCCCGCCCGCGCCCGCCCCUCCCCCACCCCCCGCGGGGACCCCGCCCGCCCCUCCCCCACCCCCCGCGCUGCCGCUGCCGGGGCCGAUCCAGCUCUCGGCGCAGGACCUCCAGCAGCUGCUGCAGCUCCAGCAGUUGGUUCUGGUGCCCGGGCCCCCCCUGCAGCCCCCGCCCCAAUUCCUGCUGAGCCCCCCCGGGCAGGCGCAGACAGGGCUGCUGCCCCCCCCCAACCUCUUUCAGCUACCUCAGCACAGCCCGGGGGGGCUCCUGCCCAACCCCCCCCGCGGGGGGCUGCACGCACAGGCGGGGCCGCGGGCGGGGGUCCCGGAGCCCCCCAAGGUCCCCGAGGGAGCCCCCGAGGAGCCGAGCAGCGACCUGGAGGAGCUGGAGCAAUUCGCCAGGACCUUCAAACAGAGGCGGAUCAAGCUGGGCUUCACUCAGGGGGACGUGGGCCUGGCCAUGGGGAAGCUCUACGGCAACGACUUCAGCCAGACGACGAUCUCGCGCUUCGAGGCGCUGAACCUCAGCUUCAAGAACAUGUGCAAGCUGAAACCGCUGCUGGAGACCUGGCUGAGGGACGCAGAGACCAUGUCUGUGGACUCCUCCCUGCCCAGCCCCCCCUCCCUGGGCCCCUCCCCCCUCGGCGCCUUCGAGGGGCUCCCGGGGCGGCGCCGCAAGAAACGGACGAGCAUCGAGACCAACGUCCGGUUCGCGCUGGAGAAAUCCUUCCUGGCGAACCAGAAGCCGACGUCGGAGGAGAUCCUGCUGAUCGCGGAGCAGCUGCACAUGGAGAAGGAGGUGAUCCGCGUCUGGUUCUGCAACCGGCGCCAGAAGGAGAAACGGAUCAACCCCACAAACCCCCAAAAUCCCCAAAAUCCCCCGAACCCGCCCCAAAAUCCGCCCCAAAAUCCGCCCCAGAGCCUGGCCCAGAACCUGGUCCAGAACCUGACCCAAAAUCUCCCGAAUCUCACCCAAAACCUCGCCCCGAACCUGGCGCCGAACCUCGCCAAGGGCGCGGCCUUCGCGCACACGGUGACCCCGCCCGGCUCCGCCCUCGGCCUCCCCGCCCCCGGCGGCCUCGGCACCGCAGGUGUGAUUGACAGAUGCCAGUGA